GUGCCACGAUGGUCAGCGAGCGUACAAGUAGGCGCAGCGGAACCGGAGCUCCGCCGGUCUGAACUCCGUCGUCGGUCCCCUGGCCCAUCGAAUCGCUCGAACGUACAGAACCAUACAAUUCGACGGAAUUAGACCGAGUUGGAGUUUGUCGGAGUUAGUUGGACGGAAAACGGGAGGAAAGCGCGUGUCUCGCUUAAUCGCGUCUAAUUAAGACGAUUCCCUCGUCCGCAGUGGCAUCGCGCAUGCACUGUCAUUGACCGUCUGCGGUGUCCGCUCGCCUCGUAAAUCAUCCCGGCUCACCCCCCGGCCGGAGACGACGGCUAAUUGUGUCACGGUUCUCUCAUACAGCAAUUUAUUUUCGGCAGCUACCGGCCCGAUUCACCCGGGAAAUCGGUUCGCGAUCACGCGACCACGCGACCGCGCGACCACGCGACCACGCGACCGCGCGACCGCGAGGCCACGAGACCACGCGGCGCAACGCCGCUGCUCGAAAUCUCGGUAAUCUUUGCUAAUCUUGCUCUUUCCCUCCGUUCCUGUCCGAGUUCGGUGAAAAGGGUACAUACGAGAGGCAACUAGUGAUCUGUUUUCGUUCACGGGGAGUGCGCGAGAAAGAACGAGACGAGAGAUGACCGAGGAGGAGAGGGGAUCGAGAAGGAGAUCUGUAGAGCGGUGAAGUCGUACUCGCUCGGAAUCGAGGCUGGGACACCACGUGUUCGCCGGUGUACGACGCCGACCGACGCACGUGGCUUCUGACAGAAGGGACUGGUUUCUUUUCGUAACUACCGUGCCGGACGAGGGUGAGCACAGUUUCAAGAUGCCCAGGGCUUCCGUGGUGCACAUGACGUCGACAGCGACGAGGCCGCAGCACAUGUCUCAGGUGUUGGCCACCCUGGCUCUGUCCAUGGGAACACUGUCAUCAGGCCUGGCAAAGGGUUACACUUCUCCGGCUUUGGACUCCAUCUUGGAUAGUCAACCCCCUCAUCUUUAUCAAUCUUCGAAUAACGACACAUGGUCGGCUUUCUCCGUGACGCAACAAGAAGCCUCGUGGGUAGCAUCUCUGUCGAUGCUAGGCGCAUGGUUCGGCGCUAUGAUCGGCGAUUGGAUAAUGAGAAGGGGACGUAGGCUGGCUCUUCGCGUCACCUCGAUGCCUUUGGCCGCCGUCUGGAUAUUCACCGGUAUCGCGCCCUGCGUGGAACUGGUCUACGUAACCAGCUUCAUCGGAGGCCUUUGCUGUUCGGUCAUCACUAUGGUUGCUCAGAACUGUCCAAGCUGGAUCGCGUCUUCUAUUGUCCAGGUGUACAUAUCCGAGAUCUCGAUGCCGGGCAUCAGGGGCUGCCUGUCGGCGAUGCUGAAAGUUCUGGGUCACGUCGGCGUGUUAUUGUCGUACAUAGCGGGCACGUACCUGAACUGGCGUCAAAGCGCGCUUCUGGUAGCAGUCGCACCGUCGAUGCUCUUUUUGGGGACCCUUUUUAUACCGGAAACUCCCUCGUAUCUCGUGCUGAACGGCAAAGACGACGAGGCAGCGAACAGCCUGCAAUGGCUGCGCGGGGAUCACGUCGAUAUACGACACGAGCUUCAGGUGAUCAAGACGAACAUACUGGCCUCCAGGGCGAAGCAGUACGAACUAACGUUCAAGAACAGCAUGUUCACGCCUCGGCUGUACAAACCGAUCGCCAUCACGUGCGGUUUGAUGUUCUUCCAACGAUUCUCCGGGGCGAACGCUUUCAAUUAUUACGCUGUGAUAAUAUUUCGGCAGACACUGGGCGGCAUGAAUCCUCAUGGAGCGACGAUCGCGAUCGGAUUCGUGCAAUUGUUGGCUUCCUUGUUGUCCGGAUUUCUGAUCGACAUCGUGGGAAGACUGCCGCUCCUGAUAGCUAGCACCGUCUUCAUGUCGUUGGCGUUGGCUGGUUUCGGGAGUUACGCGUACUACAUGUCACAGACGCAGAAUCUGGGGUAUCCAGACACCGCGGUGGUCGGUCAACAGGACUGGAUACCGUUGCUCUGCGUGCUCGUCUUCACGACUGCACUGGCUUUGGGCAUAUCGCCAAUUUCGUGGUUAUUGAUUGGCGAGCUCUUUCCCCUGGAGUAUCGUGGCCUCGGCUCGAGUAUCAGCACCAGCUUCAGCUACUUCUGCGCGUUCGUCGGGAUUAAACUCUUCAUGGAUUUUCAGCAGAUGUUCGGGCUGCACGGCGCGUUCUGGUUCUACGCGGCGGUGGCGGUGUGCGGUUUGUGCUUCGUGGUCUGCUGCGUCCCGGAAACGAAAGGGAAACAGUUGGACGAGAUGAACCCGGACUACGCGCAGGCUCGGUAGUAUAAGGCCUCGCUGACAGGCGGCCUGUCCAAUCUGGAGAAGGCGAACAAGCCUCUGCCAGGCGGAGCGUACCCGAACCAGCACGAUCCGCGGGAUCUGUACAACGGGGGUGCGGCCAGGGGCGCGCAGCCAGCGACCACCCAUCGAACCGGUAGAACCGGACACCGGAAGUUGUCCGAUUAUUGCAACAUCUUCGCCGAGAAGACCAACAGGAUCGGUAGGAACGUCGAGAGCUUCAUGCAGUCGCGCGGAUUCUUCGCGGGACGUCGUUCCACGGACGAGGCCGCCGGCAGAAGUGCCGCGACGGCUGCGCACAGGAGCAACGGGGACGUGAUCCGGACCGAUUAUCGGUUCCCCGAUCGGCUGGAAGACCGUGUCGCUGCUCGCGAGGCGGACCGCCAUCGCUACGGCCGGCCCGAGCGGAAUCACCGCGACCGAUCCGUCUACCCGAAGACCGUGUACCCUCAGGGGAGCAGCGUCGAGAGCGGCUACACGGCGGCGCAGUCGCGACGGUCCAGGCGACGCGAUUACGCGGACGUCUACCGGGACAGCUGGAACGCCGGACCGAGCGACACGGACGGGCCGAAACCGAGCCUGAGGAACGGGGCCGGGAUUCCUCGCGGGCGGACCGACCGCCCGUACAGCUCGACCCUGCCCAGGCGGAGCAGGACCAUCAAUUUCAGGGAUCAGCCGGACAACGCUCUCGAUUCCUUCAGGAAUUACCCGAAGAGCCUCCAAGAUCUCUCCGACCUGGAGUUGGAGGACGGGAUCCGGGAUCCUCGCGUCCCGGCUGUGCCCUCCUUUCUCUCCAAGGACAGGCAGUGGAGGGACGACUGGCUGCUGGACGACGGACACCGGCGUCGCAGACUUCACCGCGAGGAGCAACUCGAGGACGACUAUCUCAGACUGUACAGGAGCCUCUCGAGGCUCGACAAGUAUUCGCCCGGUGGGAGGUACGAGCCGGGGCAGGUGCACUACGAAAGGGAGUGCCGGACAUUCGGCAAGGACACGGUCGCGUUCAUCUAUUACAAAACCUGUUACUUGUGAUGCAGGAAGAACGGCGACAGGCUAGGGAACCACCUCGGAACCAGUUCGGAACAUCGACGUCCCAGAAUCGUUCGUUCUUUAGGGUGUUAGGUCCAACGAACACGCUGAUCGUGAUCGGUGGUGUACGAUCUCUUCCGUAGAAUUCUUGUUCUUCCGAUAGGUCUCGCGAUUGACAUUCAACUCGGUUGAACAUCGGUACGUCGUGAUCAGUAGCGUAGAGUGGAUUUCUUCGGGAUUUUUCCUAUCCGAGUGCUGUCGGAGUAUCGCUCGAGCCCUGAUUUCUCACCGGAGAGAUCCGACGAACGGUGACUUUGGAUCGCCAGGUUCCUUCGCUGUCGAUCCGAGACGGGUUCGGCCGAUAGUCCCGUAACGACGGCCCGCCGAACGCUUGGAACGGCGCGCGGGGAUCGAUUAGGAUCGUGUUCGGUAGAGACGCUCGGUUUCGAGAGCGGCACUCGAAAGGCUCGUAAUCAAAAGUGUACAAUUUCUACACGCGACUAGCGUAUUAAAUAGAAGAUGGAGACGUUACGUUCGUAAGCGCCGAAAGAUCAACGUUCGUUUUCCGUCUGACCAGUCUCUGCUCACAUACCUUGUCCCCUUUCGGUCGUUGCGAGCCAAGGAUAUACAUAUACAUAUACAUAUAUAUAUAUAUAUAUAUAUAUAUAUAUAUAUAUAUAUAUAUAUAUAUAUCUUCCCCUUUUAGAAAGGUAAAUAUCACGACUGAACCAUGCGAAUUUUUCUAAUUAGCCGAUUCGUCUUUGUACUUUUGCCUUGGGAACUGUUUACCCAACCGUUAUAUUUCGACCAAGACGGAUUCGCAACGCGUACACGUGCGAACACGUUUAGUUUCCGUCGGAACCGGAACCACCGCGGACACCACGUCCGCGGAUCUAGUCGAGGACCCUUCUCAUCGGGACUAAAACAAAAGAACGCUCUUCCGUGCAACGUGCCUUCUCAAAAAGCACGAACAACUCUUUCGAGUGUACCGAUCGGCCGGUACACCGUUGUACAUACACACGAGAACGAGAGGAUACGAUGUAUCCAACUAUCGUACGAUGCGGAGCCGGGGGUUGAAAACGGUUGAUGAAUCGGUGAACAAAUCGGUUCCGGUUCUUCAAAGAAUCGCGGGAACUGAAACGGUGCUGUAACGUAACUCGCGUUAGGUCGUCACCGAAGAGAAGCUUCGUAUUCCAGAUUCUUUCGAACAUUUCAUGGUUACGUAUCCCACAGAUACUUUCCUUUGAACCCGUUAAGAAGCAGUUUUAGAGGAAAAGUUCGAGGUAUAAAGAAUGAAACUGUCGCACCAUCGUUUCAGUUUGCACAGCUAUCUGGGUCAGAACCAUCAAAUAAUUAGUUAUCAACGGCAAAUCCUGGGACCGUUUCAACCCCUGCGCGAGACACUUAGAAAUAGGCUCGACAGACUGAACCGUCGAUGAUCGUCGGCGUUUCUCCUGGCGUGUUGGCCACGCGACACGUUUUUCGGAUCUCGAUACGCGACAAUACGCGAUACGCGACAAUACGCGACAAUACGCGACAAUACGCAAAGUAGAGAGACGUAGAGUGAUGUAGAGAGACGUAGAGAGAUGGAAGACUCGUAGAGAGGAAAAGUAAUCGAGGAAACGUUGCUCCUUCCAACGAGAGUUCUUUCAAGAGUAACGGACUGAUCCGUCGAACCCCGUCUGCAGUGGCGUGCAGCUUCGCCGUCGGCGACGAGAACCAGCUGGCUGGUAACGGUCGAUCCUUUUUGCGGUAGCCCUCGCGGUCGACGCGAUCGUGACGAAUCGCUGGGACGAUAAUGGUAGUUUCUAGCGAUAGGAGCGUGUAGCUACCAUCCGAAGAAAUACGUCUAUUUUCUAUUGAAAUGCGUGGCAGGGAAGGAAGUAUCGCGCAGGGAAGACCGGUCGAACAGACGUUACUUUUACAUCCAUUCCGACGAUGUCUACGGCUGUGUCGCAUAAACGGACGGAACGCGUAUGUAGAACGGAGAGAUUAGAGAAGGAAUAUUUUACAAUGGGCUAAAGUUUACACACUCGGGCCUCGUUCUAAGGAUUUAGCGCGGGGGCCAUUGACUAAAUGAUGACAAUAUUAAUUGUAGAUAUUAUACAUGUAUUAUACAUAUAUCGUUAGUACCUACAUCCGCGUACUAUCUUUCGUACUAAGUAAUUACUAUGUAAAUCGAUCGAAAUCGAUCAAAAUCGAUCGCUAUUGUACAAUACGUUGGCUAGAUACGGCGCGGAAUGGAAGUCUUCGAGCGUUGCAGUUUGUAUAUUUCUAUCGUUAGGUUUGAACCGUUGUAAUCUUUUGCUAGAAAUGUUGAGGGAUAUUCUAGAAUAAUUAAACAGGAAUGAUCGACGGUUCGACAGUUCGACAGUUCGACAGUUCAACGGACAAAGUGUGCGAUCAAAUGUUGUUUCUCGCGAAAUAUUUUCGAUUGGCAGCAAUUUCGUAAACGGAAGAAAAGAAACAACUUUAGAGUUUCAAAUUUCUAUGCACUCGAGUAAUUCGAUGAUGCGCGAUACGUGCAACAUCUCUACGCUUGUACUGAACGUUCGAACACUUUGAUUGCUCGCUGUACGCGCGAGUGUCUAUAGACACGCGGCCGCCGUGAACUCGUUAAACGUUUGCCAAACUCGUAGAAAUCGAAACUUGAAAAUUCGGCUUAUCGUGGGAUCGACAACGCGGGGUCCUGCAGCGUCGUCGGCGGCCUCCUAUCGAAGGAUUCUCUACUCUCGCUUCGAUUCCCAGAGACUUAAAAAUGUACAAGUUGUUUCAAGAUAAGCGCGAGACACGAUUACCUAAAGGUAAAAGGUUUUCAAGUUGCCGUGAAAGUAACUUUCUUUCCUGUGAAAAGGGGCAAUUAUCAUCUGGUUUCCUUUAAAAUGAUUCACAUUUUUCCCCCCUAAAACGAUACGGAUAAUCACAAUUGCGUUGCAUUGGAAAUCUUGUUUACCGAGAGAAGAACAGAUUAUUUUGUCGAAAGCUCGAAGGUGUCCUGUCGAAUCGAGGACUUGAAACGAAUAGAAGUAAAGUAAGCUUUUAUUGCCGUCGACGAUCGCUAGGAUUUUUGUACAAUUUUCGUCGGGACACGCGUUCGUGCAAAGUUAGACACGUGCAAUGAUACCAUCCAAUCUCAAAAUUGAGAGAGGACUUCCCGUUUCGUAGUAGAGUAAUAUUAAACGAAGAAAUACACGCGAACAGAAGGAACAACGGCAUUUGUAUUUUGUAUUUUUAUAUAGUUUGUAGAAGCGUCGAGUUUGCAGAAGGGACGAUCUGCACCUGUGAUUGAGCGCCUAGUCUUCACGGAUCAAAAUAUUUUUCAUGGAAUUAUGAUUGUUUCGUAGCGAAGGGAUUCAGAGUGAAGAAAGUUGAGUUCGUGAUCGUGUAAAUCGGUUCGAUCGUUCCAACGCCUCCUUCUAUCCGAACGAAUCGAGUUCGGCCGAGAUCGGGGACGUUGAACACAGCAUAUCAAUGAACGUGCAUCGUUUGCCUAAUUUUUCCUCGCGUGAUCGACUCGAGAGCCACGAUCGACGCGACGAUAUCUUUUUCGGUGCAGCCUAUCGGCAGGACUUGUUGGAUCCGUGAUCGUUUACGGCCGUCAGUCGUAUUCCUGUCGUAAACCGAUACUGUAACGACGAGGACGGACUGUUCGAUGCGUAGAGCAGCGUGUACUUGAAAUCCUUACAAUCGAUUACCUUCGUAGAGCAGUGAUUAUAAAUCAGAGUUCUCGUCUUUCUAAUAGCCUCUAACAACAACAGCGACAGCGACAGCAACAGCAACAGCAACAGCAACAGCAACAGCAACAGCAACAGCAAAGAAAACAAUCCGAGACGCGAUUAAACCAGACGGAACGAGAGAAAAACGAAUCUGUAAACUGUCUCGAGUAAAACAUAUCUCCGUUUAGUCGAUAGUGAAACUCUCAGCUGUCCCGGCGUUCACCGAAACGAAACAGGGAAACGCAAAGAGUGGCAUCUUCGAAUAUCAUAUCUAUCUAAAUGAAUCUUUCUAAAUGCUCAAGGGUUUGGACGCGGUAUCGAAUGCGAGAGGAUAGCCGAGAAAUCGGAGAAUAAAACGAACAGUAGGUUUUACCGUUUAAGUUAGCGCCGGUGCAAUGCUCGUGAAACGAGUGCACGUAGCUUAAGGAAAAGAAAAGGAAACAAAUACUUCGGAAUUCUAUACAUACAUGCAUACGUAUAUACAUGUAUACAUAUACAAUUGUACAGAAACGUUCUUCGACCAUCGUAACACGAAUGCAUCUCGUUUCUCUUUAGCCAUAUCGAACAAAAAGCGUACGUAGUGGUAUUCUUUCCGAACGAAUCACUUCAAACGCGAUCUAUUCCUAUAACUAGCAAGAACGUUUCUCCCUCUGCCUCUGUACCUCCUUUCUUCCUCCCUUCCUCCCUUCCUCUCUUCCCCUCCUCCUACCGUUCCUCUCUUCCUCACCGAUUAAUCGGGCAAAACUCCUUCUUUCGACUAAAGUAGCUAGGGAGGAGCAGCGAGUAUAAAAGAAAGAAAAAAAUAUGAAAUCUGCACUGUGCACUCUCGUGAAUUGAAGAUUUUAUCGUAAUCGUAGGUGUAGCGAUUAGGCGAAUCGAAAGUCGGAUACGAUGAUUCUCAUUGCUGCAGAUGUUUCCAAGUAAAUACCUACAUAGUCGCGCGACUGAUCGAGGAGUCGUUUCAUGCAGGCCGUGGUCGACCAGUUGUUUAGCCCGGGAUCGAGGACCGAUCGAGCGUAGUCGAUCGAUCUCUCGUACACGUACGAAGUCUAACGGAUUUUUGCAAUCGUAGUUUACGGAAAAACAUGGAGAAACAUCAGCUUUCGUUCUAGCGAAUCGCGCAACUUGAAAAUGCAAUUUACGAGUCGAAUUUCUAUUUCCUUGGUGUUUCCGAUUAUGUAAACAUUAAACAUUUCUUUCCAAGCUGAUCGAGAAAAAUGAUUGCGUGGCCCAACCUCUCCGAGGGAAACGGUCCCUGAACGUCGCGCAAGUCCGACAAAGCCGACAUCCGAAUCAGAAAAGAAUGUCUCAUUCUUCCCGUUGAGAAUAGUAAUCGAACAAUUUGAUACCCCGAUCACGAAACGAUAACGUGUGUCCGGGCAUUAAAAUCGUCACGGCCUGCAGAGUAGGUUAUAGGAACAUAUAAACAUAAACAUAAGCAUAAACAUAUAAACAUACUCGUACAUGCAUAUAUGAUUAUAAAGUCUUCUGUUUAUCGACAAUAAAUGAACGCGAGCUAUUUACAAGUUACUGACAAUAAGCGGACACUCGAAGGAAGCGCUGGCCGUCACCGAUGAGGGAUGUUCAAACUGUAGAUAUGCUAAAGAGAGAAUAUUCCGAGAAGGUAUUUUCCAAAAGCUGCGUACGUUAAGAUUAUACAUAGUACUAUGACAAAAGUAUACAUAUACAUAUACCUGACCUAGCCUGAAAUGGUCGCACCUAGCUUCGCUUGCUAGAUUUAAUAUUUUUGUAAUGACGCUUAGACGUAGCUUGUUUGUACCUUUACAAAGUAAAUCGGUUGAAAUUUGCGCAUCGUCGCCGACACACGACGUUCAAACGGGAACGCGCCGAUUGUCCCGCCACUGGCAGCAACUGUUCAACUACUCGAACGGUCGAAUCGACAUUAAUCAUGUGAAUCAUUAACGCAUAGAGAAAAAUUACAUGGAAAUUUACAUUUGAAUACUCGGAGAAUUGCAAUGAUUCCAUUCGAAAUUGACAGGCACAAACUUGAAUGAAGCCUGGAUCAAACUUGGAUAGUUUUGUCGUAAAAAAAUGUCUCGACAGUGACAAUCGCGCGUUCCUACGAAUGACCACCGUUCGAAAUAUACCGUCAUCUCAAACCGUACGUGAAUUCUCUGCGAUAGCGAAAACAUCAAAUGAAAAGAAAAGAAAAGAAAAGAAAAGAAAAGAAAAGAAAUGGAAGAUGGAUGGAAGAGAAUAUCGAUUUCUCCUCGUCGCCUGCAUACGGACGUUGACGAUUUCCUUCGAUUGCAUUCUAUUCAACGGUAGUUGGACCAAUCUGAAUCGAAAGAGAUCUUCGAGCUCGCGUUUGGAUGGCCGUUCACCGAUAUCGAAACGAUACGGUCAACCGUUGAAUGGAAGUCGAUCGGAGAUGAAAUACGAAAAGCACAAAACAAUCCUGCCUAAAAGGUGGCGCGAGAUUCGUAUUUUGAAAGGAGGGUCGCGCGCUUCCGGUCCAACGGACGCGCGCCGUGUAUUUCUGUUACACGCGCGUUACCUAUGUACUUAAGUCAUACAGUUUCGUUAGCAUCUGCGUUUGUACCUCUCUAGAAGUAACGAACGAACACACCGAACACACGAUCGCUAAAACGACCUUCGGCGGAACCAAACAAACAAUUGCGUGUUUCUUUAGAGAUCCAUAUACACCUACG
Molecule: messenger RNA, 9743 nt
Organism: Nomia melanderi (Alkali bee)
Lineage: Eukaryota; Metazoa; Arthropoda; Insecta; Hymenoptera; Halictidae
Product: facilitated trehalose transporter Tret1-2 homolog
Biological process (GO): transmembrane transport
Cellular component (GO): membrane
Molecular function (GO): transmembrane transporter activity
Source: RefSeq, a predicted model, not a curated record